This is a messenger RNA of Cooperia oncophora, 1719 nucleotides long. The record is from the annotation of a GenBank genome assembly. Lineage: Eukaryota; Metazoa; Nematoda; Chromadorea; Rhabditida; Trichostrongylidae.
AUGACAGACGUUGUUGCAGAUGUUUCCUUUCGACUUCCAGGUUUGGAACGUAUGGAUUCCGGUGAGGCGAGUCUUGGGUCAUUCGUGGACCAUGACGUACGGCUUCGUGAGAAGCAGUUCUUGCUAUCAUGCGAACGAGGUGAUAUCGGUAGCGUCAGGAAACUGCUCGCGAUCAAGGACGGCCUCAACAUCAACUGCGUUGAUCCCCUAGGAAGAAAUGCACUGCUGAUCGCCAUCGAAAAUGAGAACAUCGAAAUGAUUGAGCUGCUUCUCGAUCAUAACAUCGAAACCGGUGACGCCAUCCUCUACGCGAUCGGAGAAGAAAAUGUCGAAGCAGUCGAGAUCAUUAUCGAACACCUCGAGAAGAUUGACAAAUUCAAUCCUGAGGUAGGAGGCUGGCAAUCAGCCCCAUUUUCCUCAAGAACCAUGCCACCAUCCUCAACAAGUUCCGUUCCAACUUUGCAUUUCAGACACAAGUUAUUCGAGAUCAAUCAACACUCAGCUUUCCCACCUGACAUUACUCCGAUCAUCCUUGCCGCUCACAAGGAUAACUAUGAGUGCAUCAAGCUGUUCCUCGAUAAGAAAGGCACUGUACCGCAUCCUCACGACGUCCAUUGUUGCUGUCACGAUUGCGAAGUGACCGGUGACGCCAUCCUCUACGCGAUCGGAGAAGAAAAUGUCGAAGCAGUCGAGAUCAUUAUCGAACACCUCGAGAAGAUUGACAAAUUCAAUCCUGAGGUAGAGGCUUUGGCAGUCAGCCCCAUUUUCCUCAGAACCAUGUCAUCCUCAACCAAAGUUCGUCUACCAACUUUGCAUUUCAGACCAAUGGGUGUCGAGAUUCAAUCAAGCACCAGCUUUCCACCUGACAUUACUCCGAUCAUCCUUGCCGCUCACAAGGAUAACUAUGAGUGCAUCAAGCUGUUCCUCGAUAAGAAAGGCACUGUACCGCAUCCUCACGACGUCCAUUGUUGCUGUCACGAUUGCGAAGUGUUUCGCGAAGAGGAUUCGCUACGAUUGUCUCGUUCACGAAUCAACGCCUAUCGAGCGCUGGCUUCACCGUCACUCAUCUGCCUCUCAGCCAAAGACCCGAUUCUCUACGCCUUCGAGUUGUCGUGGGAGUUAAGACGUCUUUCAUACAUCGAGAACGAGUUCCGCAGUGAAUAUCAGGAGCUCUCUCAGAAGUGCCAAAAGUUCUCGGUGAAUAUGUUGGAUCAAGUGCGAGGGUCGAAAGAGCUCGAAAUUGUGCUCAAUCACACUACAACCGCCUGGCAAGAGGUGACAACAAGAGGCACUCCGACUACCGAACAAUUAGCUCGAUUGAAACUUGCAAUAAAACUACGACAGAAGAGGUUUGUCGCUCAUCCUAACUGUCAACAAUUACUGUCCGGUAUCUGGUAUGAAGGACUUCCCGGGUUUCGAAAUAGAAAUAUCGUCUAUAAGUGCCUCCUGAUUGCAGCUGUUGGGUUAUCGUUUCCAAUUCUUUCAAUUUCAUAUUUAUUUGCGCCAAAAUCGGCGAUCGCUCAAUUUACUCGUAAGCCUUUCGUGAAAUUCCUCUCGCAUUCCGCCAGUUAUAUCGUCUUCCUCGCACUUCUACUAAUGGCUAGCCAACGGAUAGACCGUGUUGACAAUAUGUUUCGUGAAGAAAAUGCUCCUUCCAGAAAAGAAGGACGAGGACCGCCUCCCACACCCGUGGAAAUGGCCAUCAUUCUUUGGAUUUUU